Ascoidea rubescens DSM 1968 is the source of this 459-nucleotide messenger RNA. It is a transcript of the gene MIX23, whose product is annotated as Mix23p. The annotation marks the transcript as partial. Gene Ontology annotation, cellular component: mitochondrial intermembrane space. The record is from RefSeq and is a predicted model, not a curated record. The transcript has a single exon. Lineage: Eukaryota; Fungi; Ascomycota; Saccharomycetes; Ascoideales; Ascoideaceae.
UUAAAUCGAGAAACAUGUUUAAGUGCAAAGGGAGUUCGAACAUUUUUGAAACUUUCAAGAUUGGGCAGUGAUGAUAUUCUAAGACAACGAUUAAACAGCGUUAUUGACAAGAGUCGAAAUAUAGAAGGAGGCAAAGAGGCAAUAUGUGAAGGAUUUGUGAGGGAUAUUAUAUAUCCUGCGUGGAAGAGUCGAGAGAGGGCUAUUGAGUAUUGUUCGGAAGAGGUUAAAACGAUGGGAAGGGAGAUUGAAGAAGAAGAAAAGAAAACAGGAGGCAAAAGAGGCGAUGAAGAGCACGAGUACAAUUUGAGGAUAGAUCCAUAUGCUGAAAGAGAUGGGAUAAGAAUGGAUAAGAAGAAGUAUGAGACAAUUGAUAAUUUAAGCAAUUGGCUAAAUAACGAGACGUUGAUUGAGGGUAUUGUCCGAGAUAGAAGUUUGGAGAUAUUGGGGGAUACAUGUUUU